Molecule: messenger RNA, 708 nt
Organism: Pleurotus ostreatus (oyster mushroom)
Lineage: Eukaryota; Fungi; Basidiomycota; Agaricomycetes; Agaricales; Pleurotaceae
Exons: 2
Coding region: 1-708 (235 amino acids)
Biological process (GO): C-terminal protein methylation
Cellular component (GO): membrane
Molecular function (GO): protein C-terminal S-isoprenylcysteine carboxyl O-methyltransferase activity
Source: RefSeq, a predicted model, not a curated record
AUGCCCUUGUCCAUCGGAUGGCAGCUGCUAGCAAGAAGCUUCCUCCUCGUCGUAGGCGCCGCUUCCGUGCAACGAGCCCUCACGCCACCCAACCCGCGUAUCGCUAAAGAGGAUGUAGUGAAGGGGGACCCCGCCGAUAGAGGAUAUCGAUACAGGGCUUACUUUGAUAUGACUACCAUCGCAUUACUCUCCAUCUUGGAUAUCGCAAGAAACUUCAUCGCGUAUCACGACUUCACGUCGGUGUCGAACUUUCUCUGCCUACCGCAGACUACGAUAGCCCCUGCUCUACACCCCACGUUAGUCGCUGGCACCUUAAUCUGCGCCGCAGCAGGUGCGCUCCGCGUCUGGUGUUUCGUAGCUCUGGGACCGUAUUUCGACUUUCAACUCAACAUCAAGGAGGAUCACAAACUCGUCACGCAAGGCCCUUACGCUUACGUCCGGCAUCCAUCGUACACGGCCAACUACGCGCUGUUCUUGGGCGGAUCCAUGAUCAUGCUCUCGCCGGGCCAUUGGUUCAGAGUGUGCGGGAUAUGGAACUUUCCGAUCGUGUUGAUGCCAAUCUGGUGGCAUUUCGAGAUUGUCUAUAUGACUUUCAUGUUGUCAGGGAGAGCGAAGGUGGAGGACGAAUUACUGAGAAAGAAGUUUGACAAGCAGUGGGAUUCAUAUAGCCAAAGAGUUCCCCACCGAUUUAUUCCAGGGAUAUUCUGA